AUGCCAAGUGGAGCAAGCCCCGUGCUGCACCCUAGCACCCCAUUCGGUAAUCCUCCUGCGCUUCAGACCACGGUCGAAGCGGAGCUUCUAGCUCAAAUGACCUCCCUUCGGAGGGAGAUGGCUAAACUCCAAGAACGAAACACAAAACAUUCAGGCCACCGAAUCCUCCCAGAGUCAGCAAACCCCCGGUCGGCAGAGGAAGGGAAAGCAGGGGGGAAAGGCAACGCCUGCGCCCUCCAAACAGCUGGUAGUUCCGGCUCCCCAGGCCAACCUCACAUACCGAAGAAGGUGUACACCGAUUGUCGUCAUCGGAUCAACGACAAGAAGGAUGCCGAACGGCAUAGGUCCCCAAUCGGAGUAAACGCCAGCUUGAGGGACUCCCGGAUGAGGGUCCUGGGGGAUAAAUCGCCCCUUCGGAGGGUUCAGGGUUUGGAUUCAGCGCUGGAGUCCGAUGAUGAGUACAUACCCACCGGGGGCACCAAAUCAAGCUACCGUUCGGAAGCUCCCCCGGAGUACUCAAAGGCAAGACCACCAAGUCCGAGAAGAAUUUUCGAAGACUUUGAUUCCGAGGGCGUCCCAAGCCGAGACCCAGCCAUCCGCCUACUCUUCCAAAGAAUCCAGAAGAUGGAGGAUGACCGAACCCGGUCCCAGGUCCCUGAUUGGGGAAAACUUCGGCCAGGACCAUUUAUUGAGCGCAUCAAGAAGUCCAGACCGGACAGGGAGGUGCAGCCGGUGUGGAGGACCCUUUGA
Prunus armeniaca (apricot) is the source of this 750-nucleotide messenger RNA. The record is from the annotation of a GenBank genome assembly. NCBI's taxonomy places the organism in Eukaryota, Viridiplantae, Streptophyta, Magnoliopsida, Rosales, Rosaceae.